CCAAUGAGUUGGCAUCACUGCUAGCGAUGGCAAAAUAAAAAAUUUCGGCACAUAGUUUUUCGGGUAUGUUAGUAUUAUAAAAGUGUGUAAAAAUUUUACUAGAUCGGCUCCAACAAUUUUGUGCUUAGAAAGUUUUAUUAAACUAAAAUUUUUUGCUUCUACUUGUGAUGUAUAGAGCACAAAAUUAUUAAGAAUGAAGGCAAAAACCAAUAAUGUAGAAGAAUUAUAGAACAUUUGCAACAUAUCGUUUACAACACUGAAUUUUUGAAAAAUAUAUAGGUUUUUAAAUAUUUCAAACUGAACUUAUUGCAUGCGCAAUUGAAAUGGAUUCGUUAAACAUGUGCCGUGCGUGUCUAUUGCCCGAAGGACGAGCUCGUCUAUUAGAUUGGUAUCAGCCUGUUGACUCGUUGGAAUAUGUUUUAUCUUACAAAGAGUGCUUCUGCAAAUGUACUCAAAUAUCAAUGAGCGAAAACAAUGAAAGACAAUCCCAAUUUUUGUGCUACUGUUGUGCAAAAAAGCUUAUAGAAGCUUAUAAUUUUAUUGAAAAGGCGAAGCAAGCAGAUAAUGAAUUACAUUGCAUGAAGACUCGGCUUAUGCCAAUUGAAGAUGUGCCAAACAGAUUUGAAUGGGUGUCAGUAAAAGCAAAACAAAUUGACGGUGAGAAAUCUGCAGAAAAUACUACUGAAAGCAAGUGUUGGAUUGACGAUAUACAGAUCAAUAAUGUAUGCCAUGAAAAUGAACAAAGAGACGAGGAUUUGAAGGCAGAAAAUGCAUUUGGACGUCAGUGCUAUGAUGAAGAUGAAACGGAAUUAUUAAACCAAAAUGAAUUCGACAGCUUCCCUAAUAAUACAUUUAAAAGUAAAAUUAGAAAAAUAAAAGCUCUCGCAAAAACUAAAAAAAAAUUGAAAAAAAUGGAUGAAUUGGUUAAUUGCGAAGAAUGUAAAAAAACUAUGACAAAGAAGGCAUUGAUAAAACAUAAACCACUCCACAAACCUAAAGUUUUCCUUUGUCAAGCCUGCCCAAAAACGUUUCGCGAAUCCAAUGGUUUAAAAAACCACGAACUUAUUCAUCAAGAAAAUCGGGAACGGUAUCCAUGCGACAAGUGUAAUCAAACAUUUUUAUCACCAUAUUCCUACAAAAAACACAUACAAACGCAUGAAAACAAUAGAAAACCAAUUUAUAAAUGCACACAAUGCGAAAAAUCCUUCCUACAUAAAAACGGUCUAACAAUCCACGAACUCCAUCACAAGGGGGCCUCAAUCGAAUGUAAUAUAUGUCAAAAACGAUACGUCCGACAAAUAGAUCUGGAUACUCACUUGCGAACCCAUUCUGGAGAAUCUCCAUUUGUGUGUCAUAUAUGUGGAAAAUCAUUUAUUCAUAAACGUAUUCUAAACCGACACUUGCAGUAUCAUGAAUUAUACUUUAGUUACACUUGCUUGACCUGUGGCGAAAAAUUCUCAAAGUACGACAAAUACUACUCACAUCGCAUGCGGCACACUGGCUUACCUUAUAAAUGUGGUGCGUGUGGGAAACAAUUCCCUGACGCAUAUAAAAUUAAACGCCAUAUUAAAGGAGUGCACAAAGUUGAGAAACACGAUGACUUAGAAAAUCUUGUAGUGAGAAUAAAUAUAACUAAAGAACAUAGAGGCCGAAUUGUGGAAGUUUUAAGGAAUCCGGAGGAGGAGAAUCCAACUUAAUUUAAAGUUAUCCAAACAGUAAAGUGAACAACAGACGUUUUUCAUUCUUCAUUAUUGGGACAAAAACUAUUUACAUAUGAGAUCAACGAAAAUUGAGAGAAAGUUUUGGUUUCCUUUUUAUAUAAUUACACGGGGUUGAAAAUACCGAAGUCAAAAGUUUCCCAAAAAAUCAUGAAUUUAUCCUCAAAGAAAAUCGAGAAAGAUUUACCUACGUACGAUAAAUGAAACAAUCUCGACACCGUAUUCAUAUAAAAUUCACUUAAAAACGCAAUGGAAAGAACAGAAAACCGAUAUGUAAUAGUUCGGUUCCGGCAGUCAAAAUACCGACAAAUCAAGAAAAGGUGGCGUUAUUCGUUCGAGGCCCUGUGGCCUCUGGUUUUCGGUAUUUUGAUUUAGCUGCUUAUUUAAAUUUUGUUGGUAUUUUGAUGUGUCGGAAUUUUAAGCUUCGGUAUUUUAACUGUAUCCCUGGUUCUCAUUGUGAGAAAUCAUUUCUUCAGCAAUUUACCAAAUUCUUUACAAAGGAGCUAUAAUAAAUGUAAUAUUUGUUAUAAAAGUAGAUCAAAAUAAUCAUUUAUUUGUACAGAUCUAAGCCAAUUACACAAAGCAGCUCAUUUCGAGAUUUUCAAAAAUUAUAAAAUUUGAGAUAAUAAAUAUAUUUUAUAUGUAUGCCCCAUA
Molecule: messenger RNA, 2372 nt
Organism: Bactrocera dorsalis (oriental fruit fly)
Lineage: Eukaryota; Metazoa; Arthropoda; Insecta; Diptera; Tephritidae
Product: zinc finger protein 729
Exons: 5
Coding region: 324-1697 (457 amino acids)
Cellular component (GO): nucleus
Molecular function (GO): zinc ion binding
Source: RefSeq, a predicted model, not a curated record